AUGUCUCUGACCCUAAAAAUCUCUCACAUUUCAAACCUCUCCAGCGAUGUGUUCAACACUACUGUAGAGCCGCGAAUUCAAUGCAGAGCCGGUCAAGCGUCGGUUUGCUUCCGCCGCAGCCCUGGUUUCGUAUCCGCACGGAUCCAUUGGAGCUCGGAGCUGUCUUCUCGGAGCUUUAGAGCUCGAUGCGUUGGAUCGGACGUGGUCACGAGGGAAAUCUCCGGCAGAUCGAAAGAUGAGACCUUUAGCGAGUUGGAGCCGGAACUCGACGGCGGUGACGGCGGAGGCGGAGGAGAUGACGGUGGGAUUAACGGAGGAAACGGGGGUGGUGGUGAUGGAGGCGGAGAGGGAGGUGAUGAUGGAGGGGAGGAUGAAGCUGAGGAGAAGGAGUUUGGUCCGAUACUGAAGUUCGAUGAAGUUAUGAAGGAGACAGAGCGUAGAGGGAUUGCACUACCUGAGGAUAUGUUGGAGGCUGCCAAGUCUGUUGGGAUUAGGAAGCUCUUCCUUCUCCGUUAUCUCGAUCUACAGGGAUCUGUUUGGCCGCUUGGUUUUCUGAUGAGGACAUGCACGAUGCUUCGAAACAGAAUGCUCGCAGAUCCUUCCUUUCUCUUCAAAGUUGGAACCGAGAUAGCGAUAGACUCUUGCUGUGCAACGUUUGCGGAAGUGCAGAAGAGAGGGGAAGAUUUCUGGUCAGAGUUUGAGUUGUAUGCGGCUGAUCUUUUGGUUGGUCUUGUGGUUGAUGUUGCUUUGGUUGGGCUUUUGGCUCCCUAUGCACGUAUCGGGAAGACAUCUUUGCCAUCAUCAACUGGUUUAUUUAGCGGCCUUAAGCGAUCUUGUGCAGCUCUUCCCAGCAGUGUUUUUGAAGCGGAAAGACCGGGUUGUAAAUUCUCGGUUAACCAGCGGGUUGCAACUUUCUUCUACAAGGGUGUCUUGUAUGGGUCUGUUGGAUUCGGCUGCGGUCUUAUCGGGCAGGGGAUUGCAAAUCUCAUCAUGACGGCAAAGCGGAGUAUAAAGAAGUCAGAAGAAGACGUCCCUGUUCCACCUCUAUUCGAAAGUGCUGCUCUCUGGGGUGUGUUCCUGGGGUUAUCUUCCAACGCACGUUACCAAAUCAUCAACGGGCUGGAACGGGUAGUGGAAGGUUCUACAGCAGCCAAACGCAUCCCUGUUGUUGCGAUGGCGUUUACGGUUGGAGUCCGGUUCGCUAACAAUGUAUAUGGCGGUAUGCAGUUUGUUGAUUGGGCUAAGUUAUCCGGCGUCCAGUAGUCUAACCGGCUCGGUUUUGUUUAGUCUGAUGGAGCUAUUGGUUAUUGAACGUCGUUAGUGGUUAGGUUAGUUACCGAGAGUUAUAGAAAGAGUCUGGUUCUUGAUAUGAACCGAAUUCUUCUAACCGGGUUACUCGAUACAACACUUUCGAUUUCGUUUUGCUAUCGUAGUUCUCCAGUUUCCUUUAUACUAGUAUGCAAUAAUGACAUUUUCAUAUCAUUGAAUAAGAAAAAUAGAAUGUUUCCAUUGUUAAA
Brassica rapa (field mustard) is the source of this 1517-nucleotide messenger RNA. RefSeq names its product protein RETICULATA-RELATED 1, chloroplastic. The record is from RefSeq and is a predicted model, not a curated record. Gene Ontology annotation, cellular component: chloroplast inner membrane. Gene Ontology annotation, biological process: plant organ development. Lineage: Eukaryota; Viridiplantae; Streptophyta; Magnoliopsida; Brassicales; Brassicaceae.